Molecule: messenger RNA, 6488 nt
Organism: Conger conger (European conger)
Lineage: Eukaryota; Metazoa; Chordata; Actinopteri; Anguilliformes; Congridae
Exons: 3
Coding region: 1506-6377 (1623 amino acids)
Biological process (GO): regulation of transcription by RNA polymerase II
Cellular component (GO): nucleus
Molecular function (GO): DNA-binding transcription factor activity, RNA polymerase II-specific; RNA polymerase II transcription regulatory region sequence-specific DNA binding
Source: RefSeq, a predicted model, not a curated record
GCGAACACAUUCGAAGACGGGGGCACCUAAAUUUUCACGGGGAAGGCAAAAUAUUGAGCCGACACAAAUUAUAAAAAAUAAAAAUAAACAAAAACACCGCCAACAAUAACUAGGAGAGUUAUACAACUUAUAUUCGCGUCGAUAACGAUAGGAAAAAAACAACAAAGCAUAGGUCACUUUUGCGUGCUAACGUUAGCUCAAUCCAGCGGGUUUUGUUUGUUAUGCUAACCAGCUAGCUAACGGUUCGGAAACGGUGCAGACGGGCGGAUGGGGAGGCCAUCGAAUAAUGUUGAUUAGUUAGUUAGCGUAUUGGGGUUUUGCUUGUAUUUUUUUUUUUUUAAAGCUUUUCCCCACCCAUCGAUUCUCAAGAGCGGGCUUUUGCUAAGGAGAGCAUGCUAUGUUGCUAAUUAGUUGUUUAAGUUAAACCUAUUUAACGAUGGCCUACGUAACUCGCUGUAUUAGCUAACUAAUGUUAGCUAUAUAACAACAAAUAAUGAUAGAUAACUAGAGAGUCGUGGAGGCUACUCGUUAAUCUUUGCCGUUUGCACGAUAACCUAGGCUAAUUUGCGAUGUAACAUAGUCCAACGUUAGCCCUCCUUUGUUCCAGAGCAGCACAAAACCAUAGUUGCAAGCUAUCAAUGUUCACAAGCUGCAGUAAGUAAAUUGAUGCAGAAUACCACGUCGCUGACCUCACAUUGUCUGCUUUUCAUAUAGUCUAGCUAUAAUUAGCUCGUGUAGAAAUAUUAGAUAGCAUGUUUGUUAUCGAGAGAUGUGAUUACACGAAAUCAGUCUCGCUCCCUAUCCCUUGCUCCCUAAUCACUCCGAUGACAUUCAAAUAUGUAACGCUCGAUUACAUCAGUUUUGGUUUGCUGACAUCCAUCCACACCAACAGCAUCCAGUGACAACAGGAAACCAGGCAAGGACGAGACGAGAAACAUUUCUUCAGUCAGAUCACAGGUCAGUCACAGUGUUUUCAGGAGGAAGAAACAUGAUAAGAGGCAAGGGAAAGAAAGGAAAGGAAAAGAACCCAUGAACUUUAUUCAGUAAAAACAGAUUUUGACAGAGCAACAUUGUCUGUGGUGGAAGUUUCUUGAGGGAUUACAAAUACAACAGUCAGAUAUGUCACAUGGAUUAAGGCCAAUUGUCUGGAUGCCAUAAAAACGGACAAGAAGAAAUUUGACUAAGCGAUAGACUAUAAUGGAGGCAUAUGGCCAAAAAAAGUGAGAAUCACAGAAUAUAGCCUAUAUGGUCAAACGGAUACUUUCCAUUGUCAUUGAGCAAAUUGAAUCAUUGAAGAACCACAAAACAAAAUAGACAUUGAACACUGCACAAAACAAAUCCCAGUUUUUUAUGGCCUGAACUCGGAAGAUAAAUUACUUAGGAUUCAACAAUAAGAUAACAUAUUGUUUGUUUUUGUCUUCCACUCGAGAACAGAAAAUUGAUAAGGAGUUAUAUCCUAGAAAAAAGACACCUCCCUAAAAAUCCUCCGCUGUGUCUCCUCUUGGAUGGAGAGUGGGGGCGGCGGCCGAUCAUCAGCAGGAGGGGGGGACAGUAGCAGAGCUGCUGGGACAAGCGGCAGUGGUACUAAUAUCAGUAGCAGAGGAAGCAGUUCACGGAAUAGUGGAGGUUCCAGCUCUGGUGCCUCAAGCCGAAGUUCAUCUGUGAGUGGUGGGGGGAUUAUUGUUUCCACUUCUGGGGCUGGAGGAGGGGGGGCAGCACCACCUCCUACCAGUGAGUGGGAGAUGUUCCAGUUUGGAAAAUACUCGAUGGACAUUUUAGAGAUGCUGAGUGGACAUCAAGCCCACCAGUUUAAAGGUCUUGGAUUGGAGAGACAACUGCAACAUCAGCAGCAUGCUCAACUUCAACACCAGCAACAGCUACAGCAGCAGCCACCACCUGGUGAAACAUCAGGACCACUUCUAUCUGGGCUUGGCCUAGGAGCAUUGCAAGGAUCUAGAAGCAAUGCUUUUGCUGAUUCCUCUUCAAUUUUUGCCAAAAUGAGUGUCCCAUCCACGCUACCACAGCAAACUCAGUCCUCUUCUCAAAGUUCACGUAAAUCUAGCAAAAUAAGUGCAAGUAGUGGUAGCGCAGGUGGAAGUGGAGGUUCUGCAACAGGGUACCCACAAUUCUUGCGCCCAUUUCACCCAGCAGAGGCAGCUUUAGCUCAGGAGCAGCUACACCCUGGACUGGGACGCUUUGAGCACUUUUCAUCAGGAAGCAGCAGUGGAGUGGUGACUUCACCACCACCACCACCUCCUUUACACCCAGGUCUUACUGUACCCCAAGCAUCUCCUGGACAGCCAUCAUCCUCACCCUCCCCUUCAACCUCAGCUUCCACCUCGAAUAACCCUAGCAGUAGCAAUACUGUGGCUUCUCUUGGACAACAACUUGCUGGUGCUCAGUCAGAAGCACGGAGCCUGCACCAGCAGUUCAGUUGCAUGCUGGCAGCCAAUCAGUAUUUUCUCUCUGGAGUGCCACCAAAUGCCAGUUUGGAGCAGUUUUUGGUUCAACAAGGUACCCACAACCAUCUUAGUUUGGGUCAAGGUGGAGAUUCAAAUUCAGGCCUUGCACCGCCUCCUCUCCAUUCCUCUCACAGUCACGGACAUCUUACUCCUCAACAACAGCAGCAACAAUUGCCACCCCAUGCCUUGUCCCACCCUCACCCUCACCAUCCUCUUCACUCAGCGCCUCAACCACCCCCCUUGGGCAGUUUUGAUUUUCAAGGUAUUCCAGUUCUCUCUUCAAAUCAGAUAGCAUCUUUGAUGCAACAAGAAACUGGCUUGCCUCUUCCUCUACCACUCCAUCUCUCUCUUCCUAAAGAUGAGGGGAAAGACAGUGGAGGAAGUGGAGGUGGAAGGAGAAAGAAAGCUAUGCUUGGCUACCUUCCACAGAGGAAAUCUGACAACAUUAGUAGUAGCAGUAACUGCCACAGUAGUGGAGAUGCAAACCCUACCAGCAACUCUGGUGGACAUAGCCUUGAAGGAACUUCAAGUCUUGUUGGCGGCAGUGGACGAGUUGGUAUUGCAAGUCUAGGUGGAGACCCAUCUCCCCUCCUUUCUUCAGCACAAACAGCCUCUUCCUCAACAGUCUCUUCCUCUUCUUCUACUGCUCCAUCCUGUACCUCAGCCUCAGUCCUUGUCACAAAUUGCUCACAACUCUCUAAAACUGAAAGUCAAGGCUCACUGGCACCCACUCCUACUCAGCCUGAACCAGAGCCUCUUUACCACUGUGGGGAGUGUGGCAAAACCUUCACUCAUCUCUCCAGCCUCCGAAGGCACCUACGCAGUCAUGGUUUGUCUACUGGUGGUGGAAGCACCAACCCCAAUCCUAAUCACAACCCCAGCCUCCCCCACUCCACUCAAGAUUUAGCCUCUCAGUCCAACCAUCAUCACUCACAGCCUCAGCAAGAUCCCUCUUUAGGCACCCAGCAACAACAGUCAAAUCCUGCCCCGACUUCAUCAUCAUCAUGUCCCAGCCCGGAGAAGACCCACUGUUGUCCUGAAUGUGGAAAAGGAUUUAAGAAAAGGGGGCAUCUUCUCCAGCAUGGAGUCAUUCACUCAGGGGCACGUCCCUUUGCCUGCCCAAUCUGCCAGCGCUCUUUCAACCGCAGAGAAUCGCUAACCCGGCAUGAGAAGAUUCACGAAGACAAGCCUUACCGCUGCCCGGCUUGUGGCCGCUGUUUUCGGGAGAGCACCUCUUUGCUCAACCAUGCAGCCUCUGGAACAUGUGGCAAACCAGGAAGGAGAUCACGAUCCAGGAAAAACAAUAGUCACAGCUCUGGACCUGAUGGACAGAAAAUUCAUAAGGUUGGGGCAGAAGGUGGAACAGGAAUAGUAGCAGGUGGAAGUGGUGUAGGAGAGUACCAAGGGGCCCAACUUGGUGCAGGUGUGGCUUAUGGAAAAGCUGAAGGUGGUGGAGUUGUCAGCUGUGUAAUGGGAGUAAAUGAAGAAGAAGAGGAUGAUAAGGCUUCACUGUCUUGUCAGGGUCUGUUUCAGCAGGGAAGAGGAGUGAAUGCAAAUGGUGGGAGUAAAACCGAAGGAAAGUAUGGACAUGAUUUUUCAAGGAAUUAUCAUCAAACACCUUAUCGAGGUGAUGACUACCGUGCAGAAUAUAAGCAGCACCGGUCACAAUCAAACUCUUGUUAUCCUAGUGAUCCUCCUUGUGGAAAUGGAAUGGCAAGUCCAGCACUUAGGAAGGCUCCUUUAGCCCCUACACUGCAUCCACAUCCUCAGAGUCAAACUCAACAGCAACAGCAACCACAUCUUCCCCUCUCUUCUCUUUUGGACGACUCCGAAGAUGAUGUUACCAGCUCUGUUGGCAGCGCAAUGUCAGCUAUUGCAGCAGCUGCUGCUGCCUCUUGCAUGCCGGGUGAGCUUAACAAUGGUGGAAGUCGAGGAGAGGAAAGGCGUGAUAUUAUCGGGGGGUUGCUGGGUGGGCUUGGUUUUGGGUCAGUGGGCACCUCCUCUGGAGGACCUUCAUCAACAUCCGGUAUGAAUAAAACUUACAGAGGACAAGGUGGAAAUGGGGAAUCCAUGGGUGGCACUGUAACAACACAAACCAAUCAAAAUCAACAACAGAAUAACCAGCAGGCACCAAAAGUGAAACCCAAGCGGCCUCGUAAGCCCCGUCCAAAGAAGGAGCCUGGAACAGCAGGUGGAGCAAGUGGAGAAGUGAAACGUAGACGUCAUACUCAGAGUGGAGCAGGAACUAGUGGAGAAGGUAGAGAACGACCAUUUCUGUGUAGUGUAUGUGGUCGUGGCUUCAGUCGACGUGAGACCCUUCGCAGACAUGACCGUGUUCACACAGGGGAGAAGCCAUACCAUUGCGAUGUUUGUGGCAAAGAUUUCCGCGAAGCAUUCCACCUUACAAAACAUCGCACAGUUCAUUCUGGGGAGAAAAACUACAAAUGUGAAUUAUGUGGGAAGGAGUUUGGUUAUGCCCAGAGCCUGAAGAGACAUGGAAAACUACACCUGAAAGGGGAAUUUGGUGAUGCAGGCACAACAGCAGGAGUUGGUAGCAGCUCUGGGGCAAUCCCUGGAGUGAGUGCCAACCAAGAUGGUGAACAAGGAACUUCUGAUUCUUACUAUUAUUCUCAGGAUAAGACUCCAGGCUCUAACACCCAGCCCCCUCCAAGACUUUACACUUGUGCUAUUUGCUGGAAGUCUUUCCGUCAUCACUUUCACUUGACAGCCCAUCAGCAAGCUGUCCAUGAAGGUGGGGACAAACUUUUCUGCUGUGAGGUUUGUGGGAAGGCCUUUGCAUAUGCCAAUAGCUUGACAAGACACAGACUUUCACAACAUGGACUGUCUCGGACAGGGCAAACGCACCAGCCCGGAGGUGACCGUGCAGGUAGGGUUGGGGAAGGCCCUGGAGUAACUGGAUCUCUGACCGAGAGUGGGCAAGCAACAAAUUCCCUUCUUCAACUUGGGCCACCUGGUGUAGCCCAGGGGGGGCAACGUAGCGAUGUCUCCCCAACACAGCAUCCUCCUCAUCCACAACCACAAUCUGGGUAUUCUCCUCUAUUCUACCACCCUGAACCUGGUUCCACCCACUCAUCUGCUUCCAGUGCCCCUCCUCACUCCCAUCCCCUCCAGACACAUUCCACUCAGUCUGCCCAAUCUCAUCACCAGCAACCUGCAGGAAUAAAAGGGGCACCUGUAUAUCCAACUGGUCCAAGCAAUGUCCUCAAUCUUGCUUCCACUGCUAUAUACCAGCCACUGUCCCAACAGUACCCUCACUCCCAACAGCGGCCAGCUGAAAUUCUGUCUCCACAUCUAGAACAGCAAGGAAACAUCAGGAAAUACAAGAAGAAAAAAACAAGAAAGAAUUAUCAAGGAUAUCAGAACACCCAAUCAGUCAAACAAUUUUCUGCAAGUGAGCAAAAGAAUGAACAGAAUAGACUGCAGAAGAGAAAAAUAAGAAUUCGUAGACAGCUGUUCAACAAGAAGAGAAGACUAGCUGAGCUCCUGAGGGAUAGAGGAGGAAGAACACGGCAUGGAGGACUAAGAGUUGGACACCUCUCAUCUUUAGAUGUCAUACAAAAACAAUUUGUUUGUCCAUUGUGUCCCUGUAGUGCUUUUCCCCGUAAGGCUGCAUUCUUGGUCCACCAUGCUGCUAGACACCAUCAAACGUACAGCUGCCGCCAAGCCCGUAUGGAGUGCAUCCUUUGCAGAAAACGUUUUCGUAAGUUCCUAGCAGCUCUCCGCCAUCGGGGUUUCCAUCUUGCUCGAGGGUCUUUCUCUUGUACACGAUGCCCCUCUCGUUUCUGGAAUGGAAGCCUCCUGGAGAGGCAUAAGGCUGUUUGCCAAGGUGUUCAAGGACAUGGUAGUGACUGGGGAGUCAAAUCAAAAACUGCAACAAAGAGGACACGGAAGUAAAAAAAAAAAAAAAAAAAACGCAUUAAGAGGACAGCAGUGGUAACACUGUAAGAUGUAGGUAUUUUUAAGAUUGAGAGCGACAGAAAGUUGGAGGAUGAGAUUCUUUUUAAA